CGUUGAUUCUGCGACACCAGUUUCCGGUUUGGUGCAGCUCGUUGCUCCCUCGCAUUGGAUGUAGUUUGAUUGAAACUACAAAAACAACAUUGUGAAGCUCCACUUUCCUCCAUAACUGACUGAGAAUCAGUUAUAACUUCUUUUCCGAAGGGGGAGAGACACACAGCCCGCCAAGAUGCCGAGAAUCAUGAUCAAAGGAGGCGUGUGGCGCAACACGGAGGAUGAGAUCCUCAAGGCGGCGGUGAUGAAGUAUGGGAAAAACCAGUGGUCUCGAAUCGCCUCCCUGCUGCACCGCAAGUCUGCCAAACAGUGUAAAGCUCGAUGGUACGAGUGGUUGGAUCCCAGCAUCAAGAAGACAGAAUGGUCCCGAGAAGAGGAGGAGAAGCUGCUGCAUCUGGCCAAGCUGAUGCCCACUCAGUGGAGGACCAUCGCUCCCAUCAUAGGACGCACUGCGGCCCAGUGCCUGGAGCACUACGAAUACCUGCUAGACAAGGCAGCGCAACGAGACAAUGAGGAGGAAGUGGGAGACGACCCCAGGAAGUUAAAACCAGGAGAGAUUGAUCCUAACCCUGAAACUAAGCCUGCCAGACCUGACCCUGUGGACAUGGACGAAGACGAGCUGGAGAUGCUGUCGGAGGCCAGAGCUCGACUGGCCAACACUCAGGGCAAGAAAGCCAAGAGGAAGGCCAGAGAGAAACAGCUGGAGGAGGCCAGGCGUUUGGCUGCUCUGCAGAAACGCAGAGAGCUGAGGGCGGCGGGGAUCGACGUUCAGAAGAAGAGGAAGAAGAAGAGAGGAGUGGACUACAAUGCUGAAAUCCCCUUUGAGAAGAAGCCUGCGUCGGGUUUCUAUGACACCAGCAUGGAGCAGUACAACGCUCAGGAGCCCAACUUCAAACGCCUCCGACAGCAGCACCUGGACGGAGAGCUGCGCAAUGAGCAGGAGGAGAAAGAUAGGAAGAAAGACAAACAGAAGAUCAAGAAGAAGAAGGAGAGCGACCUCCCGUCUGCCAUCCUGCAGACCAGCGGCGUGGCCGAGUUCACCAAGAAGCGCUCCAAGCUGGUCCUCCCUACGCCUCAGAUCAGUGAUGCUGAGCUGGAGGAAGUGGUGAAGCUGGGCGUGGCCAGCGAGGUCGCCCGCCAGGCGGUGGAGGAGAGCGAGAGCGGGAACUCGGCCUCCUCUGCCCUCCUAUCAGAGUACAGCGUCACCAACGCCAUGUCCACAGGGCAGAGAACCCCCCGCACCCCCGCCGCACAGGACAGGAUUCUGCAGGAAGCCCAGAACCUGAUGGCUCUGACAAACAUCGACACCCCCCUGAAGGGAGGCCUGAACACCCCGCUGCACGAGAGCGACUUCAGCGGAGUGACCCCCCAGAGGCAGCAAACUCAGACCCCCAACACCGUCCUCACCACACCCUUCAGGACCCCCGGUCAGGGUCAGGGUGCGGACGGGAUGACCCCUCAGUCUGCAGGAGUGAUGACCCCGCGGGGGGCUGUGACCCCCGGUUUGACCCCCAGCCGAACUCCUCUGAGAGACAAGCUGAACAUCAACAGUGAGGAGCAGCUGGCCGACCCCGCCUUCUCCAAACACCUGCAAAGGGAGAGCCUGCAGCAGCUGAGGCAGGGUCUGAUGUCACUUCCUGUUCCCAAAAACGACUUUGAGAUCGUUCUUCCGGAAAAUGCGGAGAAGGAUCUGGAGGAGACGGAGGCGGAGACGGGAUUCACCGAGGACUCCUCAGAUGUGGAGGCUCGCAAACAGGCUAUUCGUGACGCAGAGAGAGAGAAGGAGCUGAAGCUGAGACACACUGCUGUUCAGAGGAACCUCCCCAGACCCACCGAGGUGAACGAGUCGGUCCUCCGCCCCACCUCCAUGGAGACGCUGCAGGACCUCCAGCUGGCGGAGGAGCUGAUCAAACAGGAAAUGAUCACCAUGCUGCACUUCGACUGUCUGCAUCACCCGGCACCCAGCGCCGGCAGCCAACCGCCGCGCGGGAAAACCCGAGGUCCCGCCUCCACGUCCAACAACGCCUCGCACAUCGGACACCUGGAGACACACCAGUACAAACCCGUCCCCACGGAGGACAUGGAGCAGGCGAAGGCCAUCCUGGCAGCAGAGAUGGAGGUGGUGAAGGGGGGGAUGGGUCACGGAGAUCUGAGCAUGGAGGCCUACAGCCAGGUGUGGGAGGAGUGCUACGGACAGGUGUUGUAUCUCCCCGCUCAGAACAGGUACACCCGAGCCAACCUGGCGUCAAAGAAAGAUCGGAUUGAAAGCCUGGAGAAGAAGCUGGAGGUGAAUCGAGGUCACAUGACAGCUGAGGCUCGGCGAGCGGCUAAACUGGAGAAGAAGCUGAAGAUCCUGCUGGGGGGUUUCCAGUCCCGAGCGCUGGGGCUCUUGAAGCAGCACAAUGAAAUCUGGGAACAGGUGGAGCAGUCUGCCACGGAGCUGAAGACCUUCGAUCAGCUGAAGAAACAAGAGGACACAGCAAUCCCCAGAAGAAAAGAGGCUCUGCGGGAAGACGUGGAGCGGCAGAUGGAGCGAGAGAGGGAACUGCAGCACAGAUAUGGAGAGCUGAUGAUGGAGAGGGAGGAGCUCCUCAACACUGAUCAGAAAUACUGACACACACACACACACACACUGAUAUCAAGCUCCUCUGAUAAACGUGGUGAUUCUUAAUGUUUGCAGCGGUUCCGGAGAUAAGCCCCGCCCCCAUGUGCUUAUGUUGCUAUGAUGUCAUGCGCUGAGUUGUGAGCAUGCUCAGUUGUUUCUGUUUCUGUACUAGUGACCAAUAAAGUUUCUUUUCAACAAUGA
Eleginops maclovinus (Patagonian blennie) is the source of this 2806-nucleotide messenger RNA. RefSeq names its product CDC5 cell division cycle 5-like (S. pombe) (gene cdc5l). Gene Ontology annotation, molecular function: RNA polymerase II transcription regulatory region sequence-specific DNA binding; DNA-binding transcription factor activity, RNA polymerase II-specific. The coding region runs from base 176 to 2614 and encodes 812 amino acids. The transcript has 19 exons. Gene Ontology annotation, cellular component: spliceosomal complex; Prp19 complex. The record is from RefSeq and is a predicted model, not a curated record. Gene Ontology annotation, biological process: regulation of transcription by RNA polymerase II; mRNA splicing, via spliceosome. Lineage: Eukaryota; Metazoa; Chordata; Actinopteri; Perciformes; Eleginopidae.